AUGUUCUAUGCGUUUGGUUUAUCCUUCAACUUGGCAAAGUGCCCUCACUUCAGAAAAUAUUCACUCACAUUAGCCAACAGCAAGUUAUCUGGCUAUACUCCUCCAACAUUCGAUAGAUUACAAACAACAUUGCUAGCCCAAGAGAAAGCACAUGUGAAUUGCAAGCUCCAACCAAUAAAAAAUACUUGGAAAAAGAAAAACAUGUCCCUUUGUUCUGAUGGGUGGUCGGAUAGACAACGAAGGCCACUGAUUAACAUAAUGGUUGCAUCGGUAGGUGGUGCAAUGUUCUUAAAGGCAGUUGAUGCAAGUGGCAACAUAAAGGAUGCUGAUUAUGUAGCAAAUCUGUUCAAACUCGUGAUCCAAGAAAUGGGUUCACAAAAUGUUGUUCAAGUGAUUACUGAUAAUGGAAAUAACUUCAAGGCUGCUGGGGCCAUAAUUGAAGGUAUAUAUCCUCACAUAUUUUGGACUCCAUGUGUUGUGCAUUGCCUAAAUUUAGCUUUAAAAAGUAUUUGUGAACCAUCUGAAAAUUCACCUCAAUUUGCUGAAUGUAAAUGGAUUGCUAAUUUGGUGAGUAGUGUGCAAAAUAUAAGAAAUUUCAUUGUUAACCAUGGCAUGGUACUUUCAAUUUUCAACAAUUACUCGGAAUUGGGUUUGCUAAGAGUAGCGGAAACAAGAUUUGCAUCAAGCAUUAUUAUGGUAAAACGCAUGAGGGAAGUGAAGGAUGCACUUGAGAAGAUGGUGAUGGAUCCAAGUUGGAGAAUGCAUCUAAAAUGGGAUAGAAAAUCAGCAAUUGAAAUCAAGGCUAAGGAAGUUAAAAUUUCCAUUGUGAGUGAUAGUUGGUGGGCUGAUUUUGAAUAUCUCUUGGAUUUUACUGAGCCUAUUGUUGAAUUUCUAAGGUUAGCAGACACUGAUGCUCCUAUUCUCCAUUUGAUUUAUGAUAUGUGGGACACAAUGAUUGAGAAAGUUAAAUCUAGAAUAUUUGGACAUGAAAAACAAGAUCUGCUCACUGGUCAAUCUAAUUUCUUUGACGUCAUUCACAAUAUUUUGGAGACACGAUGGAAUAAAAGCAACAAUCCACUGCAUUGUAUGGCUCAUUCAUUAGUUCCUAAAUACUAUACUAAAGCUUGGAUUGGAGGUGGAAGUGAUGGAGUUCCACGGCUCUCACCACAUGAAGAUCAAGAGGUUUCUUUAAAUAGAAGCAAAUGUUUCAAACGAUUGUUUAGCAAUCAAGAUGAUCUUCGAAAGUUUAUAUCAAAUAUGGAGCUUUUUCAAGUGGAUCUGGUUACUUUAAUGAGCCUCAUGUUAUUGAUGCAAAAUUGUAUGAGGAACCAAUUUCAUGGUGGGCUAAUCAUGGUGCUUCAACACCAAUGUUACCAGCUUUAG
Molecule: messenger RNA, 1383 nt
Organism: Cornus florida
Lineage: Eukaryota; Viridiplantae; Streptophyta; Magnoliopsida; Cornales; Cornaceae
Exons: 1
Coding region: 1-1383 (460 amino acids)
Source: RefSeq, a predicted model, not a curated record